Microsporum canis CBS 113480 is the source of this 1083-nucleotide messenger RNA. RefSeq lists its product as hypothetical. The transcript has a single exon. The record is from RefSeq and is a predicted model, not a curated record. NCBI's taxonomy places the organism in Eukaryota, Fungi, Ascomycota, Eurotiomycetes, Onygenales, Arthrodermataceae. The coding region runs from base 1 to 1083 and encodes 360 amino acids.
AUGAACCUAGCCCCAGCGGAUCGGUCUCCUAUACGAUAUCAUCACACCGUCCCCCCGCUACCAGACGACAACAGCGGUCUACAAGAGUAUAUCGAGCAAUCACGAGAGGCUCUUCAAAGCCAACGUGCGAGUUUCGAAUGUGAGCGCUUCGCAUUCGGCGAGGAACGUAAACUGUGGAGCCAGGAGCGGGAGAUAUUGAAGUCGAGAAUUGCCAGUCUGGAGAAGCAUAUUGUCAGCUGCACGUAUGUGGGCAUGUCUGCCGCUGUACCUCUAACCCAAGCUGGAGACCCGUCUUCCAGCAGUUUACGGGUGUGGGAAGGCUCAAAACCGACAGGCAAGCCAACAAGGAGGUUUCUCGAUGGGGCAUAUGAUCAAUCUCCUCGCUUGGACGAUCACUUCGCUUCUGGCAGAUCGCCCUCCCUGGACGAGGCGCUGUCGCCCACAACCCAACCAGUUGACAGAGCACACCAUGUCGCCAUUCCCGUGGAGCUGGUCGACAGUAGCUUGGACGGCAUCACCCUCAAAUCAACUGGACUGCCUCCCAUUGUUGCCGCCAAACUAACUUCACCUCUUCCAUCAAACGUAUCCUCUCCGCCACAGCAAAACACAGUUGCAUUCGCUGCUGCAGAAAUGAACGAAUCGCGACCCCAUUAUCAGACACACGAUGGGUGCGAUUUGGCAGCUCCCCUUCAGACCGCUCCUCCUCUUAUCGGGGACAGAGUCCAAGCGCCCCCCGAGCGCCCCCGACUAACGACACAUACUACAGACGAGCCGAACGACCAGCAACCUAAAUUCACUCCAGAGGCUGAUUCACCUGAUAGGAACUAUGCAGAAGUGGACGAAGACCCUGAGCUUAGUGGCCCACUUAUGCUUCGGAACGACGAAGAGCAGGAUUUAGACUUCCUCGAAGCGCUCGACAAGAAGCUUCUCAUGGAGGCCAAGAGAGUGGUGUCUAAACCCGCAUUAUCAGAUUCUGAUGCCCUGUCUGAUAUAGCCAACCCGCAGCCAGAGCCAGAGCCAGAGAUCCGGUUCAAAAACAGUACAAACUUCGGCACUGCAUUUGGCUCGACUCAACGCAUAUAA